Molecule: messenger RNA, 1272 nt
Organism: Lactuca sativa (garden lettuce)
Lineage: Eukaryota; Viridiplantae; Streptophyta; Magnoliopsida; Asterales; Asteraceae
Product: desmethylxanthohumol 6'-O-methyltransferase
Molecular function (GO): protein dimerization activity; O-methyltransferase activity
Source: RefSeq, a predicted model, not a curated record
CAGAACCCCUGAGUUUGUGAGGUUAUAAGUAUGUGAUAAAGUUUUACUUCCAUAAAUCCACUACAUACUGUGCAGAGUGCAAAGAGUUUGAGCAAGAAUGAACGCUCAAAGUGGAAUAGACGACAAUACAAUGCUAAUAGGCCAGGCACAAAUAUUGCGAUAUCUAUGCGGAGCUAUUGAUGCCAUGGCUAUGCGAUGUUGUGUUGAGCUCCAUAUUGCCGACAUAAUAAGCAACCACAGCCGCCCUACUUUGUCAGAUAUCGCCACUGGUAUCAACUCUCCCUCAAUAAAUCUUGAUGGGCUUGAACGACUCAUGAGGUUUUUGGUUCACAGAAAAGUGUUCGAUGAAGAAGAUGGUGAUGGAGAAACAGUUUACUCCCUGAACCACUCCUCUAAGUGGUUGUUAUGCAAUACGAAUAUGACUUUGGCACCGUUUAUUAUGAUGUUUACAAACCCAUUCAUGGCUUUGCCAGCGAAUGCGUUAAGUCGAUCAGUUAAAGAAGGAGGUACAGCUUUUAAACUGGCCCACGGCGAAGAAUUCUUUGAUUUUCUUUCACAUAACUCAGACAUCAAUAGCCUUUUCAACGAGGCUAUGGCAUCCGUUACUACUAUCACCAUGGAUGCCAUCAUCUCCAACUACAGGAAUGGAUUUCUUGGGUUAAAAGGAAGCGUGGUGGAUGUUGGAGGUGGUACUGGUGUUGCAAUAUCUGUGAUUGUGAAGGCGUAUCCACAUCUUAAAGGGAUCAACAUUGAUUUGCCACAUGUUAUUUCGACAGCAACAUCAUAUGAUGGGGUUACCCAUGUUGCUGGUGACAUGUUUGAGGCUAUUCCUCCUGCAGAAACGAUCUUCAUGAAGACGAUCUUGCACAGUUGGAGCGAUGAUGAUUGUGUGAAGAUACUUAAAAAUUGUAGAAAAGCGGUGCCUAAGGGAACUGGAAAAGUCAUUAUGGUGGAGAUUGUGCAACACCCGACAGGAGAUGAUCCUUUGAACGAUACACGUGUUACGUUUGAUCUAGUCAUGCUUACAUGCUUUUCUACAGGAAGAGAACGAACUGAAGUCGAAUGGGAGAAAUUACUGAUCAGUGAAUGUGGCUUUUGCCGUUACAAUAUCAUUAAAAUUCCUACACUUUUCUCGGUUAUAGAGGCCUUUCCAUAAUAACUUAAGAUAAGAUGAACUUCUCGAAAUGAAAGUUUAAUGGCAAUCCCAUGUACUUUUCUUUCACUUUAAUAAAUAUCAAUAAUAAUCAUUUAAGGUGAGAGUUUUGAGGAAAA